UUUAUGAAUUGCAAAAACAUUCGAAGAAAAAUAUUUGCCGCGAUGACCAAGUCAGGUUCACACUCCCAGGUGAAAUCUAAGUCCUGGUCAAUCAAAACAAAAGAAUCAAUAAAUAAACAAGAAGGCUGCACCAAUUACGAAGUCUCAAGAACUGCCAAAUGCUUGGAUAUUGAAGCCGAAAUUAUAAAGACACAAAAGAAUAGAACCAACCAAUGCGACCCAUUCAGCCUCAGGACUUAUUUGUCAGUAUCUUUCUGCACAAAUUGCCCCACCAUAUAUAUAUGUAUGUAUGUAUGUAUGCGUGUGUACACACCACACACAGGAUACAAGCUUCAUAGGUCUUAGAACAAAGUAGCCCAGACUCUGAAAGAAGAGGUGAAAAUGGCGAGGAGGAGGAAGGCUGUGGAAAUAGAGGAAGAGAGAAGCAUGAAAUGGGAUGAGAUGGUGAAGGAAGCUGAAGCACUGGGACUGAGCAGAAGAGCCAGGAAGCGUUUUGUUGGGGUCAGACAAAGGCCUUCAGGCAGAUGGGUUGCUGAGAUUAAGGAUACCAUUCAGAAGAUUCGGGUUUGGUUGGGAACUUUCGACACUGCAGAGGAAGCAGCUCGAGCUUAUGAUGAGGCUGCUUGUCUCCUUCGUGGUGCCAAUACUAGGACCAAUUUUUGGCCCUGUUCUUAUUCUUCUUCAACCCCUGUUCUUUCCUCUAAGAUCAGCAAUCUCCUCCUUCAAAGGCUUAAAGCAAGAAACAACUCUUGCUCUGAUUUUUCUUCUUCUGCUUCUCUUCUCGUUGAUCAACAAGAAAAGCAGCAAGCAGAUGUGUAUAAUGAAGAAGAAGCUGCGGAUUUUUCUAUUGACCAAUUGACUGAUUUCCUUAAUGAUCCUGAAGAUUACAGCGCAGGCAACAAUGACUUUAGUCAGUUCACUAAUCACAGUGCGCAAGUUGACUUCUUUACCGGCAGUCUUGAAUCAUGUUUGACUGAAACAGAUGAGUUCAGGGGAAGAGAAAUGGGGUUGGAAAAUGAUGUCAGCAACAUUGCUGACUUGAAUUCAGGAGGAAAAAGAGAGGAAGUAAAUGAGGAAGUAAUGAGGCAUCUGGGUGCGCAGGAUUUUGAGUUUAUGGACAAGGUUGCUCCAUCAUGUUACUAUUCACCUUUUGAGAUGGCUGAAGAGAUGGAGGAUCCUGUGGUGGAAGCAGAGAGCUACAGUGAUGAGCCUUCCAUGCUCAGAGCCGCCAUGAAGAGGAUGAAGUAUGAGAGGAAGUUCUCAGCUUCCCUCUAUGCAUUCAAUGGAAUACCUGAAUGCUUGAAGCUGAAGCUAGGAUCAGCAAACUGCAAGGGAAAAGGGGCUUCUGAUCAUUUAACCAACAUCCACAAAGCUUGUAGCAGCAAGGAGAAAUCUGAGGAGAAUAAGGAGGGCAGAGAAGACAUGGGAGUAAUGGAAAGUAGAGAAGAAGAAAAACCAGAGAAAUUUAACGAGGCUGAGUGUUCUUCAUCUUCCAUCGGUGUGGAUGGUGAAUUGUUGCUCUGGAAUUCACUGGACCUUCCCCCCAUAUGUUUCGUUAACUGACUAAACAACCGUGGGUUCCAACAUAACAUACAUUUCUGUAAAUCGAAUGUUUGCCAAGUGACACAUGUCAGAUUUCGUAGUAAUUAUGUUUAGUUAAUUUAUGACUUAAUCAUCCCUAGGUCCAUGUGAGUUUCCAUCAUUCUUCUAAUAACUGAUUCUAUCCCCACCCCAAUCCCAUCUGUUUAUGAAUACCAAACCAUACAACGAGAGGUGGCUCUUGCGAGGCAAUCGGAAAAGAGAUAUCCCAAAAUCAUGAAUCGGAGAAUUUUAUGGCUUUCGCCAAGGUUUAGAAAGAAAGGAAACACGAGAUGCAUGCCAAGAAUAAUUGUUUCCUUCCCCCCUAUUUCUUAAAAAUAAAUAAAUAUAUACAUGCAUUCCAGGUGGCUAAUGCUUCCAUGCUUUCAACUUUCAACCCAAUAUAUAUAUAUAUAUAUAAAUACACACGACUCAGGCUUCGUACAUGCAAAGUUGAUCUGACCUACUGCACCAGAGGGCAAAGGUAGUAUCAGCUUAGUGCAGAAAUA
Molecule: messenger RNA, 2087 nt
Organism: Prosopis cineraria
Lineage: Eukaryota; Viridiplantae; Streptophyta; Magnoliopsida; Fabales; Fabaceae
Product: ethylene-responsive transcription factor ERN1-like
Exons: 1
Coding region: 382-1563 (393 amino acids)
Biological process (GO): regulation of DNA-templated transcription
Molecular function (GO): DNA binding; DNA-binding transcription factor activity
Source: RefSeq, a predicted model, not a curated record